Molecule: messenger RNA, 736 nt
Organism: Aphis gossypii (cotton aphid)
Lineage: Eukaryota; Metazoa; Arthropoda; Insecta; Hemiptera; Aphididae
Exons: 2
Coding region: 156-659 (167 amino acids)
Source: RefSeq, a predicted model, not a curated record
AAAAUUGUUAUUUCUAAGUAACAGUCUAUAACAAACAAUAUAGUUCGACAGUAGCCUUCAGAUAAGUCAUUUUUAAAACUAUUCACUGAAAGCUAAUUUUUUAAAAGUUUAUAUUUUUUUUCAAUAGUCUUCAUAAUAAUAUUAUAUUAUACAAAAUGGCAAAGAAAGUAGGAGAUUCGGCCGAACUCAACUACGACAUGAACUACAACUUAUUUUUGUUGAAGACAUCUAUGCAGAACUUGAAAACAGCACAAGAUAAACAUAACGUGAACCGUUGGGUGCACAAACUACUGGCGAGCAAUAAGACGGUUGCCGAAAUGAAGCUCCGAAACGAUUUCAUGUUCCACCUGGUGACGGCCGUCCAGGAGGGCGAGCUUCGCCCGCCAUUCAACCAGUAUCCGCCGUCGUUACCCCUCAGCAAUCUGACGUACCUACUAACGGGAAGCGCGCCCAGUGCUGGUGGUAAGGACGGGAAAAAAGGCGCCGGCGCUUGGGAGUGCGACCUAUCCAGCGAAGACACGGAAAAGCCAAUGUUGUACAGACAAUCACCCGACGGCGGAGCGUUUUUGGCCGCGCAACCUGUACCGAAGUGUGGAGCGUUCUGUUACUUGGCCGUGGUCAGUAAGCCACCAGCAAAGGACGACAAGCCCAAGUUGUAAACGUAAUACGUGGGCAAUAUCUACCACGAGUGGUGUACAAAAAAUUCUACAUAAAAUAAAUAUGAUUUGUUAAAACA